AUCGGUUAGUCUCUCCCCUCUUCACGGUGAUCAUAUCGUUGUAGCGGCAGCGAUCCGAGCAGCGCAAGAGAUCAGCUAUCGAGGAGGGAAGAAGAAGGAGAGGAGAGCGGAGCAGAAAUGGGGGGCGGCAUGGAGGUCAACAAGAACAAGUACAUCGAGGACUGGAACGCAGCGAGGGAGAACCUCGAGUUGAACUUCCGCUGGACCCGCCGCAACCUCGCCCUCAUCGGCAUCUUCGGCCUCGCCGUCCCCAUCCUCGUCUACAAGGGCAUCGUCCGCGAAUUCCACAUGCAAGAUGAGGACGCCGGAAGGCCUCUGAGGAAGUUCCUGUGAGAGUUCCGUCAAAGGUUGUGUGCUUCCCUUUCUUCUGAAAUAAUAAUAGUAUUACUGAAGGCGAUGUCGUGAUGUUGGUCGUCAGAGUUCUGUACGAUUCAGAAACGCGGUUGCCUGAUCCGUCGUUAGUUACUCCAUCAUGUUCCAUAAUUCUGCUUGAGUUUGAUGUGUGAGAACCAUGACUUGUGGUAAAUCCAUGGUGUACUUGUGGUUUCCCUUUC
Molecule: messenger RNA, 554 nt
Organism: Musa acuminata AAA Group (dessert banana)
Lineage: Eukaryota; Viridiplantae; Streptophyta; Magnoliopsida; Zingiberales; Musaceae
Exons: 2
Coding region: 118-333 (71 amino acids)
Source: RefSeq, a predicted model, not a curated record